Messenger RNA from Porites evermanni, 1326 nucleotides. The record is from the annotation of a GenBank genome assembly. NCBI's taxonomy places the organism in Eukaryota, Metazoa, Cnidaria, Anthozoa, Scleractinia, Poritidae.
AUGGCGGGUAGUCCACAAGUCGGUGAAUUUCAUGUCAAUAUAUCUAACUCCAGCUUUAAAAAUCUGUUAAUUGGUAAUGGAAAUACUGUCAAUUACUGCCGAUGCCUUGAGUAUCCAGAGCGGUCAAGAGCUCGUCGAUCGGCACGAAAAAAAACCGCGAUCCAAGAUGGCGGCCAUGGAAUGAAGCAUCAAAGUAUAAUACAAUUUCCCAAAAGAAAGUUGAGGGCGAAUCCUAAAAGGAUAUCCAGUGAGAGUGAAGAUGACACCAUGCGUUUAGAAUCGCCAGAGAUUUUUCCAGUGGUUCCGCGAGAUGGCGAACAGAGGACGGCAAAAUCACUCGGCAAGUUUUUCCCUGUUUUGAACAAAUUGCAUCCAUUACGGGAUGCAGGAAACUGGAGUGGAUUUGAUCAAAGUAUUGAUAUUCUUCACCGCGAAAAUCAAGUCGAUCGAGAGAUACAGAUUUUAUUAUCAAUUGAAAACGCUGUGAUUAAGAGCUAUCAGAACGAUUUAGAGCAAUCAGAAAUGAUUAUUCUCGGUGCCCUAGAUAACCUGUACAAAACGAAAGUGAUUUCGCCAACUAAUUAUCACUUCCUUGUAAGUAUGGCUCACAUCCAUCUUACUGGAAUUUAUCGUCGCCUUUGUAAACAUGGCGAGGCACAGAAGUGCAUUGCUAUAGCGGAGCAAUAUUCCCAACAAGUAAAUUCACGAUUUUUAAAGGCACUCAUAUUCUACGAAAUGGCUAGCAACCUGACCAAGUAUAUUUCAACCAUUCCAAACGAUGCAUUAGCACGUGAGCAGCUUGUGUCAGACGCUACAAAUUACUUGAAGCUCUGUAUCAGUCUGUGCAUUGAACUGGAUGACGACCAGGUGUACAUUAAAAAACAUCAUUUUGCUCUACUUAAGCUUGCCCUAAUGGCCCUCAACUGCCGCACAAGACCAACUCGCUCUCAAAUCAUUAGCACUAAGUGUGUUGACGAGGCACGGAACUGUCUUAAAACUGUCGACGAAAAAUACAUGGAUGAAAUGAGCAAAGCACAAAAAAUCCAGUUCCUGGUGGCAAAAUCAGAUCUCCAUUUCCGACAGAACAACUUGCAGGAAGCAGAAAUAUAUGGCCGUGAUGCUCUGAAUCUUGCAAAAACAAAUGGCUUCAGUUUGGAGAUACCUGGGAUCACAGAAAGACUUGAUGACAUUUCCAAUCUGCGAUCAAGACUGACUCCUGAGAUUUCUGUGUCACAUGAGGAACAUCUUGAGUCUAUGUCAUCAAGUACCUCUCCUUCCAGAAAGAAUUCUCCCAAUUCUUCAGACUGUGAGAUGGACACUGUGUAA